UGUUUGAAUGUUGGAGGCUGAGACGCAGGUUUGAAGAAACGAGCUGCGAGAUUUCAUCUGAACUCUAAAAUAUUUUUAAUAUUUACGGACGCCAGCUAGACACUACAGUCGGGGUGAUCAUUAAAGUCUGUAAAGAGCGGCUGAGACUGAACAAAAUGGACACAGCAGUGAAAAAGAGCAAUAAAGAAAACACCAAGCCACUGGCUGGUCAGAAAAGGCCAGAGUCCAGAAGUGUCAUAUCAAAGCAAAAGCUGACUAAAGUUGCACCGCUGCAGUCCAAAAAUGACCUUAAGGAAGAAAAGAAGGAGGGGAACCUGGGAGAAAAGCCUGAGGCGAAAGAACAAGUCAAACCAGUAACCAAGACCAACGCGUCAGAUCCUAACAAGCGGAAAACGCUGAGCCAGGCUUUCCGCACCGAACAGUCUGUUAGACACAGAAAACUGGUGGUGGAGGCCCAAAAGCCCCCACCAACAGCACCCCCUAAACCCAUCCCGGGCACCUACAAGGGCAGAGUGGUGAAGUCUAAAAUAGACUGCUUCAGGAAGCCCCCCAGUGGUGAAGAGAAAACAGCUGAGGCAACAGCAGUCGCUAAAUUCACUAAACCAAGCGUGCCUAAGCCUAAACCUGACGUGGGAACUUUGUCCAAAAUUCGAUCAAAGAGUGUCACCACUUUACCUGGUUCCUCUAGACCACCCCGACCUCAGCCUAAUUUGCCCAGCAGAACCAAGUCGGUGUCGGAUGUGCAGCUAAAUGUGGCGGAGAAGCCAAUCCAGAGGUCCAUCUCUCAAAGACAAAUCCCACCCAAAGCUCCAGCAUCCGCUCGACCCACCGUGCCUCGCCCAGCAACCAUACCACCAAGGCCGGCUCCGGUGACCACAGCUCGUCCAGCCUCCAGCAAGAUCACCUCGUUCAUCAGAAAGAAGGAGCCAGCAGUGCAGAGCGUCAAACCCAAACCUGCAGCAGCUGCUGUGGAGCAGAAAGCCCAAAGACCGGCCACCGGCACCACCAGCCAGUACAGAAUCCGAAUGGAGACCGCAGAGGAGAGGAAGGCAAAGUUGGCAGAAUGGCUGGCAUCAAAGGGGAAGACCCUGAAAAGACCACCGAUGACGGAGAAGGCGGCUCCUCCAGCAAGCAAACCUGCUCCACCACCCAAAGCCACACAGGAACCCAGUAAGGUAGCACAGCUUGAGCCUCAAGCAGAACCUGAGGAGAACCAGCCUGGCUGUGAGGAGACGAGUAACGAUCAGCCUCAAUGUGAUCUCGUCCCUCAGAGCAAGCCGGUGUUCUCCAGCAGCCCAAGCCACAUCAUGAACACAACACUAGACCUACUGGACAGUUCAGUUAUGGAUCUUCCUGUGGAUCCGGAGAUCAGAUUGGAAUCGCUGGUACUCAACUUGUGUGACAAGCUGGAUGCGAUGGAAAUCCCUUCUUCUUGUGAGAGUGCAGAUACAAAGACGGGUGAUGAUGAUGAUGAAGUUGAGAUUUUGGUUAACGUCAAGGUGGAAGAAGAAACGGUUAAAGAAUAUGAGAUCCUGGAAGAGGAAGAACUGGAAGUAAAGCUAGAAUCAGUGGAUGAUGUUGCAGUAGACGGACAGGAGGUCAAAGUAGAGUGUGAAGAGAAGGUUCAGGAGCGGAAAGAUGUGAAGCUGUUUAAAGAUGAGGUCACAGAGGAGGAGGAGGAAGAGGACGACGAUGACAGUGAUGAUGAGAAGAUGGAUUCCACACCUGCUGAGGUUACGGAAGCAUCUGUGGUGAAGUACAGUGUGAGAACGACUCCGUUCCUGCAGAGUGUAAAAAAGAGGAUCGAGGCUGAAGGAGAAACAGCAGGCAGCGCCUCUCGCCGCAAGAGCGCCAUCAAGGACCUGAAAUUUCUCACGCCAGUUCGCCGCUCAUCACGCAUCCAGCGCAAAUCCUCCCGUCUGCCGGACAUGCUGACUGACCACGACCCCUGCGUUUCCUCGCUGGCUGAGCUGGUGCAGCUGGACGACGCAGACUCCAAUGCCUACAUCUACAGGAAGAACCCUGCUCUGCUGGACCACCUGCCCAACCAGGCUGGAGACUUGGAGAGGCUAUCAGAAGAGAAAAAAUAAGCUGAAGUGAUGGGAAAGGUGCAAAGGUGUUUGAAUGUUUUUACUAAAUGAAUAUACAAAUGGCCUAACCAGGCUCCGCCCACAAAUCAGUUCAGCCUUUCAUAGCUGCAGCUGUAAUUGUUAAUACUUGAGAUGUAAACAGAGUGGUUUAGUGAGAAAUGCUUUAUUGUGGAGACUCAGAUGUCUUUAAAGUGGUGGUGAUAGGAACCAGGGGUUGCCAUGACUACAACACAAAUAUAGAUAUUUUAUUUACUAUCUAUAAGAGAUCAUAAAUCAUUAAACUGUCAGACAUCAAGCGGCGUAUUCAUAACCUUUUCAUGUAAUAACAUCGUACCAAUCCGAAUGACUUUAACAUCUUGACUGUUUAAAUUGUGAAAUAUUGGUGGAAUUUCCCUGGCAAUGACGUAGAUUUUUUACCAGCGUUCUGUAAAGCUUGUCGAGCCAUGAAAGAACACCUUUGUGGGCGGAGCCUGAAGAGGGGAAUUGAACCGCUCUAAUUAACAAAGAUGACACUGAUGACUUUUCUAAUUUAUCUAACACUGCUGGGGAUGGAUCUGCCUCCAGGUAAGCUAACAAAGCAAGCUGCUUUCCUUUUAACUGAUAAAAGAAGUGUAUCAAAGCUUACAUGCCUCAUUUUAAGUAAUAUUACCCUGUGGGCUGCCAUAAGCACAUUAUUUACAUCAUUAUUUACAUUACAGUCAUAUUUACUAACAUUGGGCAGGUUACCACUGCUAAACUGCAUCCAUUCACUCAACGUGUAAAUCUUAAGGUACCAUCAUCAUGUAGAACAGGGUUUCUCGACCAUAAGUGGGCCACGAAGCACCCUUUGGUGGUGCUCGGGCCACUACUGAAGGACCAGUGGGCCAGUGACGGCAUUUCGUCGUGGCAAAUCAGUGAAAGAAAUUAUUGACUUAAUAAUAACAAUUAAAUUGUAGCCUCUUAAACUCCUUGAGACCACCGGUGGUUCCAAUACGCA
Molecule: messenger RNA, 3066 nt
Organism: Colossoma macropomum (tambaqui)
Lineage: Eukaryota; Metazoa; Chordata; Actinopteri; Characiformes; Serrasalmidae
Product: cytoskeleton-associated protein 2
Exons: 7
Coding region: 156-2090 (644 amino acids)
Biological process (GO): negative regulation of microtubule depolymerization
Cellular component (GO): microtubule cytoskeleton
Source: RefSeq, a predicted model, not a curated record